UCAAGUGAUGCUCUUUAUCGUACUCAUUUGGACGUAUACGAUUCCUUGGGCCUUGAUGCCGCUAAUGCAUGUUUGGGUCAAAUUGUCAGCCAUGUUGUUAAUCAUGAGAAAACUCUUCGUGAACAAGCAAAGAAGAUGAAUGUUGAGAGCUUGAGAAGCAACGCCAAUACAAAUGCUCAAACUGCGGAAAUACGUAUAGCCAAGGCUGCCAUAACAAUCUGCUGCCUCUUUGUUCUUUCAUGGACUCCAUACGGCAUUCUUGCAAUGAUUGGUGCUUUUGGAAAUAAGACAUUGCUAACUCCUGGUAUUACAAUGAUACCGGCGUGCACAUGCAAAUUUGUAGCUUGUUUGGACCCAUAUAUAUAUGCUAUAAGCCAUCCAAGAUACAGGUAAUAAAACUAGUGUAUUUUCUUUUCAGUUUCUUUUUAUCUGAA
Vollenhovia emeryi is the source of this 434-nucleotide messenger RNA. Its product is annotated as opsin, ultraviolet-sensitive-like. The record is from RefSeq and is a predicted model, not a curated record. Gene Ontology annotation, molecular function: G protein-coupled receptor activity. Gene Ontology annotation, cellular component: membrane. Bases 136 to 393 code for a protein of 85 amino acids. The transcript has 3 exons. Gene Ontology annotation, biological process: G protein-coupled receptor signaling pathway. Lineage: Eukaryota; Metazoa; Arthropoda; Insecta; Hymenoptera; Formicidae.